Messenger RNA from Durotheca rogersii, 507 nucleotides. RefSeq lists its product as uncharacterized. The record is from RefSeq and is a predicted model, not a curated record. Bases 1 to 507 code for a protein of 168 amino acids. The transcript is spliced from 2 exons. NCBI's taxonomy places the organism in Eukaryota, Fungi, Ascomycota, Sordariomycetes, Xylariales, Xylariaceae.
AUGAAUACCACCGCUAGCAGCAGCAGCACGGGGGGCGGGGAGCAUUUCCAGCGGUGUUGGAGGAUCCAGACUUGCCAGGGCUGUCUCGGCCAGGAGCCUGACUGCAGCUGGUGUCCCUUCUCCUGGACCUGCGUCCCCAACUCCAACCGGCUCCAGCUUCUCGCGCCGGCGUGGGACGAGAACGUCUGCCCCCACUGGGCCGAGCGGUGGGAAAUCCGCACGCGGCCGCUCGGCUGCCAGGUGUCGACCAUCACCACGCUCACUUCGCUCGUCACCGUCGCAUCCACGCUUGCCCUAGUGCUUCUCGUCACGCUAACCGUCCUCGGCGCCCGCGGGAUCAAGGCAUACAGCAAGAAGAAUCCCGGCUGGUGGAAGAUAUGGAGAUACGACUGGAGACGCGCGGCGUCGGAGUGCCGGAGGCGGCUUCGUGCGGGGUUAAGAUUCAAGGCCCAUGAUGCCGAUACCCGGAACCAAAACAGAGAGCAGGAACCGCUGUUACCAUCUUGA